UUCGCACACAAAGGCUAAUUGCUCAUAAGUCAAACUGUUGAGGAAUUAGACAAAAAAUAUCCGUGAAACAUGUUCGAUAUGUGUAUAUUAAAAAUUGUGGUUUUAAUGGCUGCCAUUAAAACUAUUAUUGGUGUAGAUGAUAGCCUGCUCUUCACAGUAACUAGAGCACCACGAUACUUCGGAAUCCUUCAGGAUCAUAGAGGACAGCCGCUCUCCGUUGAAAUUUCUGAAGAAUAUAUGGACCAAGACUACAUUGCUACAAACAGAAAGCGGCAUAAAAUCGAUUGGCAUAAGAAUCCUUUAGACAUGGACGACUUUGAUGAUGAUGAAACAGAGGAAGUAUUUGAUGAUAAAGACAAAGAUGUAAAGAUACCUAACAAAUUUAAUUUACAAGCCGGUCCAGUAUAAACAUGU
Molecule: messenger RNA, 414 nt
Organism: Pieris rapae (cabbage white)
Lineage: Eukaryota; Metazoa; Arthropoda; Insecta; Lepidoptera; Pieridae
Exons: 4
Coding region: 70-408 (112 amino acids)
Source: RefSeq, a predicted model, not a curated record